Molecule: messenger RNA, 889 nt
Organism: Mycotypha africana
Lineage: Eukaryota; Fungi; Mucoromycota; Mucoromycetes; Mucorales; Mycotyphaceae
Product: translation initiation factor eIF 4e-like domain-containing protein
Exons: 4
Coding region: 85-774 (229 amino acids)
Biological process (GO): translational initiation
Cellular component (GO): eukaryotic translation initiation factor 4F complex
Molecular function (GO): RNA 7-methylguanosine cap binding; translation initiation factor activity
Source: RefSeq, a predicted model, not a curated record
AAUUAAGAAUGAUGAGGAUUCGUUGCAUUUCUGAAAGACAGAUCUCUGACCAUAUAAUUAUGCUAUUACUUCAAAAGUAGAAUUAUGGCUGCUGCUGCUGUUACUCCUGAAGUCCUCAAGUUGACUGAGACUAUCGACUACACCAAUAAGCAUCCUCUUCAGAACAAAUGGACUUUAUGGUUUGAUAAUCCUGGCAAGAAGACUAAUGCCCAGUCUUGGGCCGAUAAUUUGAAGGAGAUCAUUACCGUCGAUACAGUAGAAGACUUCUGGAGCACCUUCAACAAUGUCGCUAAGGUCAAUCACCUCACUCCUAACGCCAAUUACCAUUUCUUUAAGGAAGGUGUUCGUCCUGAAUGGGAAGAUCCCGCUAAUGCUGAAGGUGGUAAAUUCACUAUUCAAUUUCCUAAAACCAAAGCAGGUGAAGCCAUCAACGAAUAUUGGAUGUCUAUUCUUAUGUCCGUUGUCGGUGAACAAUUAGCCACUGAAGAAGAAAUUUGUGGUGUUGUUGUUUCUAUUCGUAAGAGUUUUUAUAGACUUGCUUUGUGGAUCAAAACUUCCAAAGACGAAGAAAAGAUUGAAGCACUCAGAUCUGAGGUUAGACAAGCCCUCAGUCUCCAUGAAGAAAUUCCUAUUGAAUUUAGCGUUCAUGCCGACGCAACUGCUAAGGUUACGGCCUCUUUGGCUGCUACGUCUUUAGACGAGAAUGAAAAGGCCGCUUCUGAAGGUGAAAACACUGACAAGGCUGAAGAAGCUCCUGCCAAGUCUGAAGCUUAGAUAUAGUUUGUUACCAUUUCUUUAAUCUUCCCAUUAUCUGUUAAACAUUCUUUUAAUUAAUUUUAUGGAAUAAACUCUAGCCAUCAUUGUUAAUUUUUUAUAUACAUCUUUAAUU